This is a messenger RNA of Hansenula ciferrii, 600 nucleotides long. RefSeq lists its product as uncharacterized. NCBI's taxonomy places the organism in Eukaryota, Fungi, Ascomycota, Saccharomycetes, Phaffomycetales, Wickerhamomycetaceae. The transcript has a single exon. The coding region runs from base 1 to 600 and encodes 199 amino acids. The record is from RefSeq and is a predicted model, not a curated record.
AUGCAAUUGAAAAACGUCCUUUUCUUAUCUGCUAUCUUAGCUGUUGCUGCUGCUCAAUCAAGUGAAUCUGGUUCAGGUUCAGGUGGUUCAGAUUCAUCAGCUUCUCAAUCAGGAGGUUCAGGCUCUUCAGAAUCAGGCUCUUCAGGUGGUUCAUCAAGUGAAGGUGGUUCAGAUUCUUCAGAAUCUGGUUCAGGCUCAUCAGAAUCCGGUUCUUCAGGUGGUUCAUCAAGUGAAGGUGGUUCAGGCUCAUCAGAAUCAGGCUCAGGCUCAUCAGAAUCCGGUUCUUCAGGUGGUUCAUCAAGUGAAGGUGGUUCAUCAGAAUCUGGUUCUUCAGGUGGUUCAUCAUCCGGUGGUUCAGGUGGUUCAUCAAGUGAAGGUGGCUCAUCAGAAUCUGGUUCUUCAGGUGGUUCUUCUUCAGGUGGUUCAGGUGGUUCAUCAUCUUCAGGUGGCUCUGGUGGCUCAUCAUCUGGUGGUUCAGGUGGUUCCUCAUCCGGUGGUUCAGAAGGUGGUUCAUCAGGCUCAAACGCUGCUGGUUUGAACAUCGCUGGUACUGGUGCUAUUGGUGCUGCUGUUGCUGCUGGUUGUGCUUUAUUGAUGUAA